This is a messenger RNA of Brienomyrus brachyistius, 6376 nucleotides long. RefSeq names its product stathmin-like 4 (gene stmn4). Lineage: Eukaryota; Metazoa; Chordata; Actinopteri; Osteoglossiformes; Mormyridae. The coding region runs from base 4470 to 5057 and encodes 195 amino acids. Gene Ontology annotation, cellular component: cytoplasm; neuron projection. Gene Ontology annotation, biological process: neuron projection development; regulation of microtubule polymerization or depolymerization; microtubule depolymerization. The record is from RefSeq and is a predicted model, not a curated record. The transcript has 10 exons. Gene Ontology annotation, molecular function: tubulin binding.
CCCCCCCCCCCCCUGCAAGCCCAGAUGGGAUUAAGUGACUUCAGAAAAUGGAUGGAUGGAUGAGUGACUUAUAUCUAUGAAUCCUGGUGCCACAGGAACUCAGCGCAGAAUACAGCUUCUCUGCCUGAAGGUGAGAGAAAUGCAUGCAGCAAGUGGAGCGUAGCAAUCGAACAAGCGCUACUGCAGACUGACUGUGCCAGUUCGAUAGCACCAGUUACGGUACAGCUACUUCACCUGCUGUAAGGCAGUGCUGCCAGUCCGCCUGAUUCUCUGCUAGCUUCCUGUCUCGCCAGCAUGCCUCCCAAUCCGUACGUGCCUCGCUGCACGCCCUCUCCGCCGCAUUUCAUCUGACAGCGCAGUGCUUUGGCGCGAGUUCCCAUGCAGUGCGCUGACACGGCGGCAAUCUGUCACUGCAUCGUCUUCUGUGAUCCAGCACAAUUUGUUAAUAUGUACUGGCUGGGGGAAAUGCGUACAGGCUGAACCGCCUCACAUCUGCUGCCCUUGCCUGUCCCGGGGGAGGGGGGCUAAAUUAUUCAGCACAUGGGACUGUGUCAGUAGGAUUCUGCCAUGUGUAACUAAAGUGUGAAAUUCUCGAUUGAUCUCUUGGCAUAUUUAGCCUAAGAGACCACUACCAACCUGCAGAGAAUCCUGGGUAAUAGUUUUCGGCACUUAAGACCACUGUCAUUCAUUAUUAAUUGUUAGCUCAAUCAUUAUGUUAAAUAAAUAUCAUUUGUAUUAUGAAAUACGAAAUACAGAUGUAAAUAUGAAUAAAAUCUUGAAUUUUUACAGGAGUUUCCUAAAAUCUUGUAUUUGAAUUUGAUUCAAAUUUUGCUCUAAUGACACAUAAUAAUGAUAGAAAGAAUUGUAAUUAUUAGCUAAUUAUUAUAGUUGAACUUAAUUUGCUUGGCGAAUAUGCUCGGUAACCACACGCUCUUUCAGUAUGUCAAGGUUUCCCAGCAGGAGAGCUUACAGGAUGGAGAACGUUUGAUGGGUUUCAAACCAUAACUAUCAGCUGACGGCGCUGUCACAACCACUCCCAUGACCCUGACCAGCACUGAUGCACUUCACCCACAAGGCAGAGGCAGACAUGCUGGGAAUGCGACUGAGAAGCAGCAAUGAAGAGGUCACCAUCUCACCAGAAAAUCGAUUUGUUCCCAACUGAACCAGAAAGUCAAUAUUUACGAAGAAGCCUGUUAUCCAAAGGAUGCUUCCAACACAGCAAAGAUCCGUGUGAUAAUCAAAUGCCCUGUCAGGAUCUCCCUCCUUCCCAGAUCCCCCUCCUCUGCGCCCCCACCAAUCCUCCGUGCCCUGCUGCUCUGAAGGCGUGGGAGGCAUUCUGCACUCAUCCGUCUCUGGCCGGCUGGAUGACCUCACCGGCACUGGGCAAGCGGCUCUCUGUGUGUCAUGAGUGUAAAGCUUCCAGUUUCCUCUCUACUGUGCAUCCCAUGUGCUGCACUGAGAUGCAAUGAUAACACCAGUCUGUGACAUAUAAUACUAAGCACUAACAUCUGAAACAUAAUGGUAAGUUCUGCACUCUGGAAAGUAAAGCUAAGCAUUUGCUAACUGCUAGGACAUGUACCGUAAGCUCUCUGUUAUAAUGUUAACUGCUAUACUCUAAAGUCUCUGACAUAAUGCUAACUGCUAUACUCUAAUGUCUCUGACAUAAUGCUAACUGUUGUACUAUAAAGUUUCUGACAUAAUGCUAACUGCUAUACUGUAAAGUCUCUGACAUAAUGAUGACUUGUACUAUAAGGUCUCUGACAUAAUGCUAACUGCUAUACUCUAAGGUCUCUGGCAUAAUGCUAACUGCUGUACUCUAAGGUCUCUAACAUAAUGUUAAAUAUUAUACUCUAAGGCCUCUGACAUAAUGCUAGGUGCUGUACUCUAAGGUCUCUGACAUAAUGUUAAAUGCUGUACUGUAAGGUCUCUGAAAUAAUGCUAACUGCUGUACUCUAAGGUCUCUAACAUAAUGCUAACUGCUGUAUUCAAAAGUCUCUGAGAUAAUCCUCGCUGCUGUACUCUAAGGUCUCCAACAUAAUGCUAAUUGCUAUACUCUAAGGUCUCUGACAUAAUGCUAACUGCUAUACUCUAAGUUCUCUGAAAUAAUGCUAACUGCUGUACUCUAAGUUCUCUGACAUAAUGCUAACGCUGUACUCUAAGGUCUCUGACAUAAUGCUAACUGCUGUAUUCAAAAGUCUCUGACAUAAUGCUAACUGCUAUACUCUAAGGCCGCUGACAUAAUGCUAACUGCUAUACUCUAAGGCCGCUGACAUAAUGUUAAAUGCUGUACUCUAAGGUCUCUGAAAUAAUGCUAACUGCUGUACUCUAACUUCUCUGACAUAAUGCUAACUGCUGUACUCUAAGGUCUCUGACAUAAUGCUAACUGCUAUACUCUAAGUUCUCUGACAUAAUGCUAACUGCUGUACUCUAAGGUCUCUAACAUAAUGCUAACUGCUAUACUCUAAGGUCUCUGACAUAAUGGUAACUGCUUUACUCUAAGGUCUCUGACAUAAUGCUAAGUUCUGUACUCUUAGGCGUAAUCUCUGCACAUAAUGCUAAGCGCUCAUUUCUGACAAAUACUCAUCACAACACUUUCAGCCCUAUCUGAUCUACCAAAGAUGUGAUUAUAAUAUAGGAAUGCUAAUUCUAGGUGGGGGGGGGGGGGGUAGUUUACACUCGUUUUAUAAUGUGUACCUCCCCCAUUUAUUGCAUACUCACACAUUUUCACGUUGCAUAUGUACUGUACAUCCUUGCUAUUUACAUCUUGAGCAAGAAUUCAAAGGGUAAGUAGAAGGGAUAACCCCCAGUUACCGUCCAGGGUUCCUGUGUCCUUCAUACCCGUCAUUAGGUGGUCAGUAAGCAUAUCUUGCAGUAGUGCAUAUGUUCCUGGGUGAUUUAAAAUUUCCACAUGCCUUGUCUCCAAACAUACGUCUGACAUAUAUUUACUCAUUCAUCUGUCAAACCCAGGCACAUCCCUCAAACACCUACACUGAACGGGCUACACCCAUAGGUUUGAGCCUUGACACUUCCCUGGGACGUGAUCUAGAAGAAAAGGCAGAAUCAAUGUCAUUUCGCCAGCAGCUUCAUGUCUGGCCUGGGCACUUAAUGAUUAAACCACUGUGGACAGGUGGUACCAGUAACCAUGGUUACUUACAUCUUUCAGAAAGUCAGUUAAGCAGUGUGUGCUCUGAGGUCCGUUGAAGAAGGACAUACACAUUGUUUUCUUAAACCAUAAUCUCAUGCAUAUAAAAAAUAUGUAUGCAUAAUAAGAUAACAAAAAUUAGAAAGUUCAGUAAUAUCACGAUUCAACCAGAAUCAUUUUGUGUACGUUAGGAAUUAAUGAAUGAAUGAAUGCUUUUAUUGUCACUAUACACAUGUAUAAUGAGAUUAAGAGCACAUGGCACACACACACACAAACACACAAAUAUAGUUUGUGAAUCUCAUUUAUUUUUAUUAUUUUAAGUUUAAUCCAGUAAGCAUAUAUGAAUUGUGAGAGCAUUAAAAGCCUACUGUUCGGGACAUAUGCAGUAGGGUGGAGUAUAUGCUAAAUACAUUGAAGCAGGGGAGAUGCAUUGUUGUGGCAAUUAGCAUGACAUGAACAAUACAUUCACAUUUUGUUUUAAUUUGUAACAGUAAUAUAUUUCUGGAUGAUCAAAAUGAAAAAAAAAUCCAUAAAAAAGUUAUUGCUUUGGCUGUCGACUUGCUGUUAAAGACUGGAUCCAGAUUGCAGAUUUGCUGGACGUUGUUAUGACGGUAUGUGUAUAACAAAGUCAUACAAGCUGAAGACACUGGCAGAGAACCAGGAGAACAGAUGGGCAGCUGUAAAGGACUAUUCAGAGGCUGUACAGGCAUGCAGUCUAAUCACCCAGCUAUCAACCAUUUCACAUUUAUAUGGAUCUGAAGGGACAAACUGGUUGUGAAAAACAUGUAUCAUAAUCUUACAAACACCCCUCUAAUAAAUUUGAUGACUUUUACACGCUCGCACAAACCAUACUCUUAUCUCAGUACAUUGUUUUUUAAGCAUUGCAUACCUUAUAUUUUGCACUGUAUAACUUUAAUAUCUAUAUUUGUUAUUUUAUGAAAAAAAUACACUGUGCAGUAAUACUUCAGAUGGUGCAUUUGUGCGGCCAUUUUAUGUAACCCUAGAUAUGAACAUGUAGGUUGCUAUUGCUAAUGUACAAACCUUUUCUCAUUCUCUUAAAUAACCCUGCGGAGGACAAGAAAGGGUUAACAGGCAAAUCCCUUUCAACUCAUUUUGUAAAGGGUGGCUGCCGGCCCAUCAGGAGUCGGCAUCCUCCUCGUCCAAUGGCAGGACUCGGGGAUGAUGUCAUGCAGUGGGACUGGUGGCGGUGCUGAUGCUGGGUAGCUCUGUAUCCGAGCAGCAAGAGACAGAGAACGAGAGCAAAAGCGAGGAGCUGAGGACUGUCACCUAGGAGGGGGUCCAAACUUGCAGCUCUUCCUGACGUCAGAUGUUUAGUGUGAGUGCCAGAAUGACCCUUGCAGCCUACAGAGAGAAGAUGAGGGAGCUUCCCCUGGUGUCCAUCCUGUGCUCCUGUCUGCGUCCCGACGUCCUGGAAAAACCCUCAUAUAAAGCCGAAGAUGCUGUGGACCUCAGCUGGUGCGUAAUCAAAGACGUGGAGGUCAUCGAGCUAAACAAGCGGGCGUCCGGACAGGCCUUUGAAGUCAUCCUCAAGCCCCCGUCCUUCGACGGUGUGCCAGAGUUUAAUACCUCCAUGCCCCAUCGCAGGGACCCCUCCCUGGAGGAGAUCCAGAAGAAGCUGGAGGCAGCAGAGGAGAGACGAAAGUGUCAGGAGGCAGAAUUGCUGAAGCACCUAGCGGAAAAGAGGGAGCAUGAACGUGAGGUGAUCCAAAAAGCCGUUGAGGAGAACAACAACUUCAUCAAGAUGGCCAAGGAAAAACUGGAGCAAAAGAUGGAGGCCAACAAGGAGAACCGGGAGGCCCUUCUGGCAGCUAUGCUGGAACGCCUGCAAGAAAAGGACAAGCAUGCGGAGGAGGUGAGGAAAAACAAGGAGCUGAAGGAGGAAGCCUGCCGGUAGACGGUGGAUGAGACAGACCUUGUUUCGCUAGCUCAGGAAAGGGAAAGAUGAAGAAAACGAAAGACCGACAUGAAACAAAAAAAAUUAAAUAAUAUCCCCAGGAGUUAGCAGGAUAUGGUUUUUUUGACAAAGUAUUAAAUAUACUCUUGAGCGUGGUGAAAACAAAACAUUGUCCAGGAAGGUCCCGUCUGGAUGGCAAUGCAAGGUGCACUGGGGGGGGGGGGGGUUGUCAUGACGGUUUCCACCGCAGCUGAAGGGUGAAUUUCUAGGUCGCUCUCCUGAGUUUGGUUUCUCAAUGUCAUCAUGACGUGGACAGAGAGAGGUGAUCUAUCAUCCAUUGCUGUUUACUAGCUGACUUUGAAAGCGGCAUUUUCCAGCACAUAUUUAUUAAUCCCCAAACAGGUUUCAGUCAUUAUGCACUCUCACCCCCGCCCCCUCCCCGCCAGGUAAUGACCAGUGUGAUGUACUUUAAUUGUGCACACUGUACCCUAAUGUGGCUGAUUAUCCAUUCAUAACGGCAGUCAGUUAAUGAGACAAACUUGUAUUAACUAUGAUAAACCAAGUUGAUUACAAUACACCCUUUAAGAUGUAUAAUAGUCAAUAUAACACAUUCGGACUGGCUUAAAUUUUAGAAAUCUUUAUUGAUCAGUAUAAUCUCAGUCCAAUGUAACGUUCUCAAGCAGGUGUCAAAUUUUUUUCAGCUAUGCGACUUUAUUCGCGCACCUAUGUAAAUAGAAAAGGCUACGAUUAAAAAAAACAGCAAAGAAUAUGUAGAGUUAGCCAAACUAAAUAGGAACUGAUGUGACUAUAGACUGUUCAUUGAUUCUCCAGAGCCUGAUAGGUAUGUCAUGUUUGUAAAGAGAAGACCGACUCUGUAAUUGGUGUGAGGUAGACGGAGUAGGUCGGUACAGGGAUCAGGUUAAUUAGGACGUUUCAGGCACAACUGAAAAGCACAGAGCCGUUAACACACAGACAAAGCUAGGACCAGUUGGAAAGGCUCGACCCACUGUUAACUGGUAUGGUUAACUGGUAUGGUCAGCCGGUAUGGUCAAGCUGAGAGACUAUCCAGCCUCUAUGACAAUCCGCAGUGCACUUUGUUUUGGCAUGUUGUCGUCCCCUCCGUUUGUCUUCUGUGAUUGAUGGAUGUUUCCCAGAAAUGAUGGAAGGAAGGAAUGUUGGUACUUUGAAGUAAAAAAACAAAUGAUUGUGACAAUACUUUCUGGGAAGUCAUGGAACCUCUGCUUACUACUUGUGCGCGUAAUGUUUGAGGCUAAACCGUUUCUCUUUGGCAUGGUCAGUAAACGCUUUUCUUGACAAUU